GUCUGUGAGGACGGCUCGCUUUGGACUUGGGGGUGGGGCGGCGGCUUCUUCCACGGAGCCGGAGCUCUUGGACUUGGCCACCGGGACUCGGCUUCCACUCCGCAGAAAGUGGAGCAGUUCGCACAGCAUGGCCAAAAGAUUAGCUCGGUGGCCUGUGGGGCGCAACAUACGCUUGUGCUCACCACGGACGGCCACCUCUACGCCACUGGCAAAGGUGACUUCGGCCGCCUCGGCCGUGGGGACACCUCCGAUGAAAUCGACUUCCAUGAGAUAGAUUACUUUGAGCACACAAACGACUCCAUCCUUUCACCCGGGGAGGAAGCGAAGAUCGUCAAGAUAGGUGCUGGUGAGAAUUUCUCGGCCGCCAUGUCCCAGCAGGGUGAGCUCUGGGUGUGGGGCCGAAACGACUACGGACAGCUGGGCCUCGGUGAGGAGGCUAUGGGCGAUAUGUACUCUGCAGAGCGCUUUCCGAGACUCGUGCGCAGCCUUCCCAGCGACGGGCACCGCAUCGUGGACUUUGCCUGCGGCGAGCACCAUGUUGUGGUCCUUACCGCCGAGGGAGUCCUCUUCGAGUGGGGUGACCGCACCUGGCUCGAGCCGCACAGAGUCUCGCCACCGCAGGUGGACGACGAGGAUUUCCGGGACAUUGUCAAGGUUGCCGCCGGGGACAA
Molecule: messenger RNA, 671 nt
Organism: Symbiodinium sp. CCMP2456
Lineage: Eukaryota; Dinophyceae; Suessiales; Symbiodiniaceae
Source: the annotation of a GenBank genome assembly